This is a messenger RNA of Chrysoperla carnea, 2019 nucleotides long. RefSeq names its product zinc finger protein 883-like. Gene Ontology annotation, molecular function: zinc ion binding; DNA-binding transcription factor activity, RNA polymerase II-specific; RNA polymerase II cis-regulatory region sequence-specific DNA binding. The coding region runs from base 1 to 1926 and encodes 641 amino acids. Lineage: Eukaryota; Metazoa; Arthropoda; Insecta; Neuroptera; Chrysopidae. Gene Ontology annotation, biological process: regulation of DNA-templated transcription. Gene Ontology annotation, cellular component: nucleus. The record is from RefSeq and is a predicted model, not a curated record. The transcript has 2 exons.
AUGACAGCUAAAAGUGAUUAUAAAUUGUGUAGUGACAAUUAUGCAACAAUUUGUCGAUUAUGUCUUGAAUCGAAUGGAUAUAUGCUUGCCAUAUUCAAUUCUGAAGAACUGUCAAAUCCCGAUUUAUCAAUUAUGGAUGACACCGAAAAGAAUUAUUACAGCAAAUUUUAUAUUUAUCAUAAAAUAUUUGAAUUUUUACAAAUACAGGUUGGUUUUGAAGAUGGUCUUCCACCUAACAUCUGCCAUAGAUGCUUAUAUAAAAUAGAAUUAUGUACUGAUUUCAAAAAAGCCUGUUUACAAUCUGAUGCGGCUCUACGUCAUAGUCUAAACCAUAAAUUGAAUGCAAAAGAUGAUUUAAAUGUAAUUGAAAAAAGACAUGUAGUCAAUCAUUUAGAAUUUGAAGAAUUCAAUUUACAAAACCAUAAAUUUAUAGAAAAUGACGAGAAUGUUGAAAAUGUCGUAACAGUCGUUGAUCCAACUGCUCAAUGUGAUACAGACAACGAAAUAGACACUGAAUGUAAAACUAAUAAAAUAGAAACUAAUGAACUUGAAGCUGAAACACAACAUCAAAGUGAUGCAGAAAUUGAUAUAGCAACAGAAAUCAACGAAUUUAAAAAUGUAUUCAUGUGUCAAUAUUGUGAUAGAGCUUUUAUUAAUCAAGAUAUGUGCUUUUUACACGAGCAAUCGAAUCAUGAUGUUUCGACACCAUUUUUAUGCCAAGAAUGUGAUAUGGCAUUUGGUGAUCGAGUAAAUUAUACAGCACACUUAAAAUCUGUACAUAAGAACGAUAAACCGUUUGGUUGUUCUGAAUGUGAUCGAUCAUUUGGCCGACGUAGUGAUUUACGCAAGCAUACCAUUGUUCACACGGGUAUUAAACCAUUUACAUGCACAAUUUGUUUAAAAUCGUUUUCACGAAAUACGAAUUUAAACAAACAUUUGCGUAUUCAUAGUGGCUUGAAACCACACGUAUGUCCAAAAUGCCCAAGAACAUUCAUAUCGAAAGGAGAUUUAUCACGCCAUUCUUUAAUUCAUUCCGGCAUCAAACCCUUCUCAUGCACUCAAUGUGAUCAAUCAUUUGGUAGACGCGACAAAUUAGUUCGACAUGAAAAAAGACAUAUGAAACCUGAAAAUAUUGAUAAGGGUAACAUAUCACAAGAUUUAGGUUUCCUUAGUGAACAAUUAGUACAAAGACCAUUUAGUAAUGAAUUUCCUGGAAAUAUCGAAAUGCCUGAUAUAAAACAAGAAGUGGAUAGCGAUCAAUGGGAUAGUUCUGAGAAUAUGGUGAUUAGCCUCGAUCCGUAUUCGCAUAACGAUCAAAUGGAAGCUGAAUCAAGUGGCUAUGUACGCAGUGAAACAAGUUUGACCGUAAUUGCAAAACCACCAGAAAAUAUAAUAGAAAAUACAGAUCAAAUGACCUUAGAGCAUGUUACAGGUGAUGACGGAUUUCCAGGAUUUUCGGCUGAAGAAGUUAAAAUGGCGAAAUCUGCAUUAUUAAAACAAUUUAUUUGCACUGUAUGUGGUAAGAAAUUUUCAAAUCACGAUUCAUUAAAAUUACAUUCUGCAACGCAUAGUGCCUUGCGGCCACAUGCUUGUAAAAUUUGUUCGAAAACAUUUAUGCGAAAACGUGAAUUAGAUCGUCAUAUGAACACACAUACAGGAAUGAAACCAUUUGGAUGUUUAGUUUGUGAAAAAAAAUUUGGUCGUAAGGAUAAAUUAGUACGACAUAUGAGGGUACAUGAUGCUACUCGACAUUAUUCAUGUACUUAUUGUUCAGCAAAGUUUACCAGAAAAGAUGGAUUAGCACAUCACUUGAAAAUGCAUCUUAUGAAAGAUAUGGGGUUGAAUAAUGAUAGUUUAGAAUUAACUGCAGCAACCAAUGUUCCAAAUGUUAGUGAGACACAACCACCGUCAAUAAUAGAUUCAUAACAAAGUAUUUUCUUUUAUUGAUCAUUUAAACAAAUGGGUAAUAUAAACAACCUUGUAUUUUUCUAAAUUUUAAAUUUCCAUAAUCCAUAUCAA